This is a messenger RNA of Klebsormidium nitens, 1756 nucleotides long. The record is from the annotation of a GenBank genome assembly. NCBI's taxonomy places the organism in Eukaryota, Viridiplantae, Streptophyta, Klebsormidiophyceae, Klebsormidiales, Klebsormidiaceae.
UGUACAAGCAGAUUCUCGAACAGAAGCGCCCAUUUCAGCAGUGCUUUAUCAAAACAGUUCUUGAAUCCUAGCGGUUCAGCUAGCUGCUUCUAUCAAGAACGGCUUGUUAUUGAGAUGGACGACAACAGUUCUUGGGCGGACAGGCCUCGGGGGCCAAGCGGCAAUCCUCAGGCAUCGAAAUCGCCAGAUGCGCGCAAACGGAAGAGGGAGUUGGAACAAGAGCUUCUUGACCUGAAGAUGCAGAUUGCCAAGGUCGAGGAGAAGAAGAAGCAGAUUGGUGUACAGGAGAUCCCACAGGCGGAAGAACGAGCCCAGCCAAGUGGCGAAGGCCCCUCUGACUCUGAAAUUGGCGCCAGAAAGAACCGGUCACUUACCCCCGCCUUCAAGCCGCGCCUCAUGCUCACAAAGACCUCCGCUGCCAACCGUGUUUGGGGCGCAGCUGGAAGAGCUUCGCCCAGUCUUCCCCCGCCCGAAGUAUCAGACCGCACCGCCCUGCUAGAGGGGGCGGCAGCUUCCGAGCCUGGGGCUCCCCGCCCUGGUUCAGCAGAGCCCCAAACCAGUCCCGCCUCAGCAGCAGGCACUCCCCUUAGCCGGGAGGUCUCGCCGUUCUCAGAGGGACCACUUGGAGGGGGCGAAGACGCCGACGGGCAGGCAGCUGCAAAACGUAAGCGAUACCCGCCCACCAAGGGGGUUGAGGUGGGCCGGCCGAGCUGGCUGCCGGAGGGGUGGAGAGUGGAGGAGAAAGUACGCGGGCAAGGCGCAACGGCAGGGACCAAAGAUAAAUACUACUUCUCUCCCGAGGGCAAGCGUUUUCGAUCCCGUGCUGAGAUCCAGCGCUUUGUCGAGAGUGGCGCUCUGCCGGCGGUUCCUAGAAAAAAGAAAGAGGGGGACGUCUCAGCCCCCAACAGCCGCCCGGGCACACCCGUUGGGUCGCCACUUGCAAACCGUCCGUUCGAUGCCACACCCGAGGACAUCCAACGGCUAUUAAGCGGUGCCGCUGCAGGCACCCCCAGUCAAUCAGCAGUGCCCAAAAUCCCGAGCCGUCAGAAAGCAGGAGGCAUCGCGCCUGGCAUCCCUCCUCUCAUGUCAAAUAUGAACCUACAGAUGGAUCCCCGAUUGGGCACCUUGCCCCAAAGUUUUCCUGGGCCAUGGCCAAUCGCUGGCCCAGCCAGAAAGGACGCCCCCCUGUGGCAGCAGCCUCUCCUGUUUCCCCCGAGUGCUUUGCCUCAGUACCCCGGCCAGCAGCCGCGGCAGUCCCCUCUCGCCCCGCAGCAUCCUGGCCUGGACCCUUUUGGCCGGGCAGGAGCGCUUCCCUUGUGGCGAGGACAGCAACCUGGCCAGGCAUUCGGUAUUGGAGUACCGGACGUACUUGACCAUAGGCGAGCUGCGGCAAAGCAGAAAGUCAAAAAGCCGAAAGUGCCGCAGCGGCGCUUGUUGGUUGCGGACCGGUUCCAUCUCGAGAGCCUGGGGAAGAGGCUGGUGAAAGAGAGGCUAGCGAGCCUACUGCAAGAAGGGACGCGGCAGAGGCAAGGGGAGAGGGAGAACCAAGGUGGGCAAAGGAGCCUCUCAAAACAGCACGAGCUUAGUGGUCCCCCUAUUGACCCUAUGUGAAGGGGCGUUACAUAUUCUCCAAGGUUAUAAUAUGCUGUUCCAUUCAAUGAAGAUUCCUAGUUCAUGAAUGUAGCACGAGUCUCAGGAUGUGCAGAAUACGAGUGGGUCAUGCAUUCACUGCGGCAUGCAAUGCACGAGGCUGCGG